ACUGCCUGUUCCAUUUCUGUUGUUAAUUGUCGAUGAAUUGUGAGGUAUCUGUCGCGGUUAAUUUUUAUUCAGUUUUGAUUCUCGACGGUAACAGGAUUCUCAGCACAGCGUCAAAAUGAUGAUGGACUAUUUUGUGACGAACAAUUCCUUGGCACCCGCACCGAUGGGAAUACAAAGCACCGCGGGUGCCGUGCCCGUGAAGAAUGACAAAGGAGAAUUGUCUAUGAAGAAAGUAAAAGUACAUCGUUACGUUUCUGGUAAGCGGCCAGAUUAUGCGGCAGUGAGUUCAGAUGAGGAGUCCGAAGACGAAGAUUUCCUUGAUAAACGUGUACACAAGAGUUACGACGAUAAUGAAAUUGUCACAGAUCUCACUUCUCAUUCGCAUACGAGAGGUAGGGAUGAGGAUGAUCCGCGUUUGCGAAGAUUAACGCGACAACAGAAAGAGGCACCAACUGAAGUACGUGUAGAAAGACACAGACAUAUUCACGAGCCCGAGCUUAUAGAGAUCGAACUAGAGAGAACACGAGAAAGAAUUAAAUUAGAAAGCUCGGACUCAUCUGAAGACGAGGAAUUGUCGGAUUCCGAGAUAGAAAAACGACGAGAGGCUCUGAAGCAGCGAGUACUUUCCAAGAAGGAAACAGAGGAGGAAUUAAUACAGGGUGAAGAGGAGGAUAGAUCGGGUGAAAGCUCAGAUGAAAGUUCAGAAUAUGAGGAAUACACGGACUCCGAAGAAGAAACUGGACCGCGAUUGAAGCCCGUGUUUGUUCGCAAAAAGGAUAGAAUCACGGUGAUGGAGAAGGAGAAGGAGGCGAUGCGGCAGAAGCAAGCGGAGAUCGAGGCCAAGAAACUGGCCGAAGAACGUAAGAGACAGACUUUAAGAAUGGUGGAGGAGACGGUGCGGAAGGAGACACAGAUGGGUAACAAAGGUAACGUUGAGCAGGAAAGUAAACUGAAUGAUGUCUGCACGGAUGAUGAAAACGACGAGGUAGAAUACGAGGCCUGGAAAUUGCGCGAGCUGAAGAGAAUUAAGCGAGAUCGUGAGGAAAGAGAGCAGCUUGAAAAGGAACGUUUGGAAAUCGAGCGUAUUCGCAAUAUGACUGAGGAAGAACGAAGGCAGGAAGCGCGACUGAAUCCAAAGAUGAUCACUAAUAAGGCAGCCAAAGGAAAGUACAAGUUUUUGCAGAAGUAUUAUCAUCGCGGUGCGUUCUAUUUGGACAAAGAUGAUGCUAUAUUCAAACGCGAUUUCUCCGGCGCAACCUUAGAGGACCACUUCGACAAGACGAUUUUGCCGAAAGUUAUGCAGGUGAAGAACUUUGGACGCAGUGGUAGAACCAAGUACACCCACUUGGUAGAUCAAGAUACGACACAAUUCGAUUCGCCUUGGAUAUCGGAGACAGCUCAGAAUCUCAAGUUUCACAAUAAUCAGGCGGCGGGAAUGAAGCAAAUCUUUGAUCGACCUUCUUUGAAGAAAAGAAAAGCUGAAAAUUAAGUAGCCUAAGUAUCGUGUACUUUUUAUCUUUUUAUUUUCCACUUUUUUAAAAAUAUAACAAUGCAAUGUAUUAUAUUAAAAAGCAUGCAAGAGGUCAUUUGAACAUUAGAACCAGUUUAUAUCACAUUGUUGGUUAAUAUAAAUAUAUGUCAUGUAUAUAAAAAUCAUAUAAUUGCUAUCUGUAUGUAAAAGAAUAACUUUUUGGAAGAAAUAUUGUCAUCUUAGAUUAAAAAUGUUUAUAAUAUAUAC
Molecule: messenger RNA, 1738 nt
Organism: Pogonomyrmex barbatus (red harvester ant)
Lineage: Eukaryota; Metazoa; Arthropoda; Insecta; Hymenoptera; Formicidae
Gene: Mfap1
Product: Microfibril-associated protein 1
Source: RefSeq, a predicted model, not a curated record